UGCUAGAUCUGGGAACCAAACGAUAUAAGGCUGGCGAUGAGGGAAAAGCACCCACUUUUUUAUGUACAUGAGGAUCUUCAAGAAACAGUGAGGUCUGAGGGAAUCAACAAAGCGAUUCCCUUUUAUGCUCUUUAGGCAAAGGACAGGUGAUCGUGGAGGAAUGACAGAGCAAACAGGUGUCUGGAGUGGGGUACGUGCCAGGGAGCAGCAGGUGAAGACUGUUCCAGCAGGCUCCUGUGGUCAGGCUCGUGACAGCACCAGUGUCCAGUCUCCAGGGAUUAUCCCGUCAUGGUGUAGAGAGGACGCCCUCCCCAGAGAAGCUUGGUGCUCCAAGGAGGAGAGGCCAGUUGCGCCGCAGCACCUCGGGUGGCUUCGUCUGGGGAACUGAGCACUCCUCCUUGGCAGGCAGAUGUGCUGUGUGAAGUGAGGCCUGGGCACACAGAAGGAGACGCAGAGUGGGAGAGCCGAGAGCUGCCUCUGUGGAGAGCCUCAGGCGCUGCUCGGGCUGAUGGGGAAGCAGCCCCAUGGCAGCCAGAGUGAGCAGGGAGGGCGUGAGCAGGCCAGACCCCACAAGCUCUGCUGCGUCUUCCCCACCAGCACCUCUGCAGAGUCCCGGCCGUGUCCUCGUCCAGCGUCCCCUCUGGACAGAGCAGCAGGGCUGUCCUCUGGCCCAGGAAGGGCUGAUACUGAGCGCAGUUUGUAGGUGUGGUCUCAGAGACAGCUCUUCUGUGACUUCCUGAUUGAUUUUUGGUUGUGGACUGCUUCUCACCGUUAAGCUGUCAUCAACAGUUCUUAAAAGCAUGUGCAUGAACUGCCAUUUUUACACACAUCGAACAUGAUUGUCUUAUUUUGCUCAGCUGAUGGGAAAGAUUACAACAUGCACAGCCCACAUGGAGACUUUCAGUCCAGCAGUUGGCUGUUCCAGGUGCUUUGAGUUGCAUGAAUUGCGUGUGUUCCUAUAAAUGUCUGGCUUAUGAAAUCACAGAGGAGCCAAGGUGGCUGUGUGACCACUUGUCACACCUGAGGUCAGGGGUGUUACAAAUGAGUGAAAAGCAAAUUUUAGGUCCUUAAGUCUUUGUUAGGCAACAGCAACGUGGAGUAAAGAAACCCAAUUGUCUAAACAUGGAAGCCAAUGUGCACUUGGGGUGCAGCCGUCAGCCUAGAUACCUUAACAAUUUCAUCAGUUGUCCACUGGAGGAUUUUACAUUGUGUCUGAACUGGAGGGAACGGCCCUCUGCUGCAAACAGGUGCCAGGUCACCCUGCUGCUGGGGCCACAGCCCUCUGAACGCCCGGGCGCUGGAGUCCGCUCUGCUGGCUUCUGCACUGUCAGUCACUUGUCGAAGAGUAGAGCUGCACGGAAGUUUGGAACAGAGUUGUGCAGAGCUUUCAGGGUAGCUUUAUUUAUUUAUUUUUAACUAAAUGAAGCCUAAAAAAUACAUCAGCAGUGCACAUGUCAAUCCUUUUUGGAGACACAACUAGCGUUUGACGAAUUGGAAUAUUUCCCCAGCAAAGGGGUGUUUGGCUGAGCUGCUGUGCUGGUCUCUGUGCACCUUUCCCCCAUCUGCUGACACUUGUGUGGGGUGGGCUUGCAGGGAAACAGGCGUGGGGUCUCCCAGCCUCUUGGCAGUGUAGUCCUUUGCAUGGUCAACCCCAGCAUUGGCAGAUGGGUGACCGCACAUCUGCCCCUUAUGUCCCUUAGAAGUUUUAAUACAGGUUUAAAGGAUCAAUGUGAUGGUUUCUUGCCGGUUGUGUGUCUUCCUUUGAACAAUGUAUGUUAAGAUCUGUUGUACAUUUUAAUUGAAUUAUUUGUAUUUGCCUUGUGAUUGAGUUUUUUGAGUUCCUUUUGUGUUCCACCACACAACCCAGCAAUUCCACUACUCAGUGUUCAUGCAAGGGAACUGGAAUCAGUGUAUCAGUGAGACAGCUGCAUAAAAUAUCUACCACAGCAGUGUUCACAAGAGCCAACAAAUGGAAACAGUCCGACCUCCUAUCAGCUGAUUAGUGGAUAAAGAAACACGGUGUGUACAUACGCAAUGGAAUAGUAUUCAGCCAUAACGAAGGACAGCAUCUUAUCAUUUGAGACAACAUGGAUGGAACUGCCGGGCUGUGUGUGACGUGAGUGGACAGCUGACGUAGCUACUUGUGGAAGAGAAACGCUCCAUAGAUGGUGCAUUUGGCUUCGACCGUUCAAGCCAACAGGGCUGCAGGACAGAGCCAGCAGUGGGGGUAUCUCACAGAAGAAGUGGUCAAUGGUGUUUGGCCCACAGAACGUCAACCUCAGGAUGAGACCCGUGUGCACCCAGGCAUUGGUGGUUGCCACAGCCAUGACGACACCCAGCAAGGCCACGCAGAGCCGGGCUUCUCCCUUCAAGGACAUGAUCCUGUGCUUCUCUGAAGAGGACUGGUCCCUCCUGGACCCCGGCCAGACUGGCUUCUAUGGAGAGUUCAUCAUUGGGGAGGACUGCGGAGUCUCCGUGACCCCAAAUGACCCAGCCGCCCUGCCGGGCCCCUUCCAGGGAGAGGAGCGCGAGCUGCUGCCAGAGCUACUGGAGCUGCAGGGGAAGGAAGCACCCCAGGCCUCCCCGACUGACCUCCCAGCCCUCCAGCUGUUCGAGGUGGAAGAAAGAAGGAAACGGGAUGAGCUGCAGGUGCUGGAGUCCCAGGCCUUCCAGCAAAUGGCGCUCCCUCCAAGCACCCAGCCAGCUGGAGGCGGCCCACAGAUCCUGGAGAACGGCCUGCAGGAGGAGGAGGAGGAGGUGACCAUCGAGAUCGUGUUGUCCAGCUCUGGGGACGAGGACUCCCAGCACAGCCCCCAUGGGCCGCAGCCCUGCCAGGGCAGUGAGGAGAUGGCAGGCGAGGUGCCCGCCUCCAGGAAAGCCUACGUGUGCCCCGCGUGUGGGAAGGCCUUCUGCUGGAGGGUCAACUUUGUACGGCACCUGCGUAGCCGCUGGGACCGGGAGAAGCCACACGUGUGCCCUGUGUGUGGGAAGCUGUUCAGUGAAGGCGAGGACCUGGACGGCCACCUGGAGGCCCACGAGGCCCAGAAGCCCUACAGGUGCGGCUCCUGUGAGAGGAGCUUCCGCCUCAACUCCCACCUGCUCUCCCACCGGCGGAUCCACCGGCAGCCCAGCAGACUGGAGCCGGAGAAGCAGAGCGAGGAGGGACUGGGCUUCCAGCGCCGGGAGCCACUGGCCUGGCACCGCGGCCACACACACCAAAAGGAUGCCAUGUGGCCCUUCCAGUGCCGCUACUGCAUCAAAAGCUUUGGGCAGAACUCGGACCUCCUCCACCACGAGCGCGUGCACAUGAAGAGGCGCUCCAAGCAGGCCCUAAACUCCUACUGAGGGCUACCGCCCAGCCCCACGCUCCUGCUGCCCCCUGCGCCUGGGCCAUGUCCAGUCCCACCUGCUGCCACAGUAGCCCCACCAGUGCUUGCUCCAUCUCAGAGGCCCCUGCACACGGUUGCCCCAGCUGGCAGAGGGCUGGUCUCCAUCCUGGGACCACUGGGUCACCAACCAGUCCUCAGCACUAACAUUCCCAUCUUGCCCUGAGCACGGACCCCAGCGUCCAGGCUGGCUGCUGUCCCUGCCCAACAGGUUGGGUGGGGAGUGGACCCGGUGCACAGCACAUCCUGUCUCCAAGGCAGCUGAAAGGCGGAUGGUGGGGGUGGGGUGGGGAGCCCUAUGGUGGGAGCUCCAGGGUGCUCAGGGCUGGGAAACCGCCAUGGUCCCUUUGGAUGUGUGCGGGGGAGUGGGGCUCCCCAGGAAGGCAAAGCUCUCCUUUUUAAUUGUGUACCUGCCCCAGAAUGCCCCUUUCUCUGCCCAGAUGCCCUUGGUAAACAUUUGAGUUGGAAGCUGAGCUGUGGUUGUUUGAAAGGACUUAAAGCCCUCCUUGCCCUCCAUGUCCAGGAGCUGAGCCCCCAGUGAGGGCAUUGGCCUGGGGGUGCCUGGCCCCCAGCUGAGGCUUGUCUGAAAUCCUGCUCUGCCUGCUUCAGCAUCAUAACUCAGUGGGCUCUGCACCUUGGGUGGGUUGGUGCAGCAGGAAUGCCGGUUACAAUUCCCAAGGCUGCAGGUCUGGGGGCAACCUGUCAGCCAGGCUGGACCCUCCUGGGGGGCUGUAGGGGAGAUUCCACCCCAGCUUCCAGGGCCUUCCUGGCAGGUGAGGCUGUUCCUGGCUGUGGUGCUCUGUGAGUCUGUCUCCUGGUUUCCCUUCUCAGAGAGACGUAAGUCACUGUUCCCAUAUGAACUUGUCUAUACCGCAGUCACAGGGCACAGGUACAGUGCACACAUCUGCCCACACCUGCACUGCUGCCCUCCCUCCUGAGCCUGUUGGAGCGGGAUUCAGACUGCAGGGCCUGCCUCCUGGGCUGCUGUCCCCUGCAGGGGGCUGUGGGCCAGGCAUGGCCAGCCACAGGCAGUGAGGCUGAGCACCAGGAGCUGGUGCUGCUGCUCCGGGAGGCAGCUGUGUCAGCUCCGCUCCAGUGAGAAGGCCUGGGGGCUGUGCAGCUGAGCUGGGGUGCCAGGAUCAGCUGGGUGUUCCUGUGUCUGGCCCACCGCUGGGCAGGCUGGGUGGAGGUGCCCAGUGCUCCAUGUCACCCCGUCACUUCAAACCAAGAGGCCUCUGUCUCACACCCAAUCAGUUACAAGGCUUUGUAGCCACAGUGAGUGCUGUGUCAAUGGACCCACUGGCCUAGGAACAGGAAGCAUGGUCCAACACUGCGGUCAGACCUCAGAGAACUGGCGAGGCCCUUGGUUUCUAGUCAGCCAGGAUGGGGGCAUCGCCAUGCAGAAGAUGGGCCCUCUGUGACGUCCACUCUGUGACAUCCCGGCCAGACCCGUGUGUGCCCAGCAUGUCCUUGGCCUCAGGAAGGUCAUUUCCCCUGGGGCUGUGGACACUUGGCUGGGAGAGAAGCCCUCUGCUCUCCGGUGAGUGUCUUGCCUGCAAGUCGGGCUUUGUGAUGGACUGGAGCCCAGAGGAGGCAGUCCCAGCCCCCAGGUACUGUCAGGGCGCCCAGCUGUGAUUCACAGCCAGGUACCUAGUGGCAGGAACACCGCGGCCUGUGUCUGGAGAGCCUGCAGGGCUGGGGCAUGGCCAGGGGCUUCUCUGAGAGAAGCUGCAGCCCCACAGCCCACCAGGCCCGAGGGUGCUGGAGCAGAAGUAUCUGCCUUCCCUUGGCCACUGACAUUUCUGGCCUCAGCUGAGGUGGGUAAAAUAUACAAGGUAUUUGUGAGGCAGCUGAAGAGGUGCCUGUAGACAGAUUAUUUAGGGGCGGGGGAGGUCGCUGUGGCGUAACAAGUAAAGUCACAGCUGGCAACACCAGCAUCCACGUGGGAAACCUGGGUGCAGUUCCAUCCUCCUGGCUUUGGCCGGGCCCAGCCCUGGCUGCUGCGGCUAUUUGGGGAGUAAACCAAUGGAUGGAAGAUCUCUUUCACUCUCUCUGUAACUUUCAAGCAAAUAAAAUAAACCUAAAAAUAAAAAGCA
Oryctolagus cuniculus (rabbit) is the source of this 5482-nucleotide messenger RNA. NCBI's taxonomy places the organism in Eukaryota, Metazoa, Chordata, Mammalia, Lagomorpha, Leporidae. The record is from RefSeq and is a predicted model, not a curated record.